Messenger RNA from Penicillium brevicompactum, 594 nucleotides. RefSeq lists its product as uncharacterized. The coding region runs from base 1 to 594 and encodes 197 amino acids. NCBI's taxonomy places the organism in Eukaryota, Fungi, Ascomycota, Eurotiomycetes, Eurotiales, Aspergillaceae. The transcript has 3 exons. The record is from RefSeq and is a predicted model, not a curated record.
AUGGCUCGCACUCUCUUGAACGCCGCCAAGUCGGCGUCAAAUGUCGUCUCUAUUAACCAGAAAUACUCCGUCCAAUCUGUUGGUGUCUGGGAGCGCAUCCGUCGCCUUUUCGCUAUCGACCCCAACCGCUCGACCGGUAUCCCCUUGAACUCCCAAUACCGUCUCCCGACCCCGGGCUCUCUCCCCCCUCUGGCGUACGAUGACCCAGUGACGGUUCCUGCCGGUGACAUCGCCGACAACCCUUACUGGAAGCGCGACACUCGGAGAAGCUACCCGCAACUCAGCACCGUGCGCCAGGCCGAUGCCGUGGGCCUCCUCACUGUUGGCAGCCACGCUGCCCCCAAGGACGAAGUUCUGAAGCUCGGAGAGGCCGGUGAGCAGCAAUUGGUUGCCGUCAAGGAGCAGGGCGAGGAGCGUGGUCUGGCCGCUCUCUUCGAGCAAGACAAGAAGAGCAUCCAGGGUGUGUUGGGUGCCAAUGGCCUCCCUCCCAACCCUGCCAACAUCAACCCUGUUUCGCAGCCUUCACAGUCCAAGUAUGAACUUGGGACAGAGAACGGCUACCCCGAGAAAUACACCUGCCGCACUUUUGUUUGA